UUUUGGAAUAGGCUCAUACUAGUGGCCGGCAAAAUGUCCUUUUCGGAGUUGGAUUCAGAUUUCGUAUUCCUAACUAGAACCGGUCUGGAUUUUUCUGCAUUAAUCCGGUCCGGAACUACUCCUGAGAUCGCGAGAAGAAACAGACUUGGGACCCUGGACUACGGAAAAAUCCGGCCUGAUCCGUUCCAACACAGGUCAUUCACUAUUUAUAUUUUUCCUUCCUUAAUUAAAAAUGUUGGUAAAAUCUAUUUUUCCCAGUCAGUUUUUAUUCAUUUUUUAUUUAAAAAUUCAUUUUCCCCCGUAAUUGUGUAUUCCUGUAAUUUUAUUAAUUUUUUCUCUUUUUAUGUUUGGUGCUUAAAUUUACUUAAAAAAUGUUUUUUUUCUUUUCUUAAUUUUUAAUCCAACCAUUCAUUUUAAUUUUAAAAUUUCCACUUUUUUAAUUUAACUAAAAUAUAAAUUUCUGAGACGUUUUUAAAAAAAAAGAAUAUAUGUAUUGAGAUGAGAUUAUUGUGAUAUAUUCGAUAAUUUUAUACAUAUAAAAAUUUAAUUUUAAUGUAUUUUUUUAUUUUAUAUUUUUCUUUGUUUUUUACCACAAAUAUAAUAUUUUUUAAAAAAAUUGCGGAUAGAAAUUUGCAAAAAAAAUUUUUUUUAAUAAUUAAUUUUUCAGAAUUUUUUAAGUUUGAAUUUAAAAGAAAAUUAAAUUUUGAUGAAUAUUUCUGUUCUGUCGCUCCGAUGAAUUUUUGGUUGGUUCUAAAAAUGCUUUUAGUGCGCAACUUUCAAGGACCCGACUUUUGUGGAUAGGUAAUUGACAUUAGAUUAUGCAUAAAGGGUGUUGGUUCCUAUUUUUCUGAUCUUGAUUGUUUUCUUUUGUUGGCCGGUUUGCUGUAUUGGAUAAAUUGAUUAAUUUUAAUUUCUGUUGGAUAGAAAUCAUGAAUCUCCUUUUUAGCCUCAGCAUAUAGUUAUU
Messenger RNA from Meloidogyne enterolobii, 964 nucleotides. The record is from the annotation of a GenBank genome assembly. NCBI's taxonomy places the organism in Eukaryota, Metazoa, Nematoda, Chromadorea, Rhabditida, Meloidogynidae.